AUGCUCUCUCUCAAACUUUUCCGCCAGGCUACAGUUUCUCAGGAAGCGGAGAACUUACAAAGGGAUAUAGACACUCUUCAGAAACUAUUGGGCAAUGAGGAUCCACAGAAGAUAGUGGACCGCCAUAUCAAGCUUUUGCACACAUAUAACGAGUCAAAGGACGCUGCUCAGGUUAUUUUGGGGAGAUUGGCUGCGAUUAAACAGACUUCUGUUGCCAAAAUCCACGAGGAUUACGAUCUUCCAUUGCAAGAUUGA
Rhizoctonia solani is the source of this 255-nucleotide messenger RNA. RefSeq lists its product as uncharacterized. The record is from RefSeq and is a predicted model, not a curated record. Gene Ontology annotation, biological process: double-strand break repair via homologous recombination; meiotic joint molecule formation; meiotic DNA recombinase assembly involved in reciprocal meiotic recombination. Gene Ontology annotation, cellular component: Swi5-Swi2 complex; Swi5-Sfr1 complex. The transcript is spliced from 4 exons. The coding region runs from base 1 to 255 and encodes 84 amino acids. NCBI's taxonomy places the organism in Eukaryota, Fungi, Basidiomycota, Agaricomycetes, Cantharellales, Ceratobasidiaceae.